CUUAAUUCUGCCAAUGCCACUACCAUCUUUAUAUAAACGUAUCUCCCUCUCUUCAUUGCUAAGUUUCUCACAAUCACUCUUUCUCUCUCUCCCCCCACACACAUAGACACUCUCUCUAGUCUGUCUCUUACUAUGGCCAUGAGUGUUGAGAAUCAAGACCCUAAUGACAUAGGAUUCUUUUGGGAUAACCAACCAUGGGAUGUCUCAAAUUUUGAUAACUUAGGUCAAAGAGAAACCAAAGAGAACCUACAUAUAGAAAUGCCUCCUCUGCCACCAGCUCCUACCAACCACCUCACACAGGGAGAAAUAGAGAAGAAAAAUGAAGAAUUAACGAUGCCGGUUACAAGCAACAAGAAGCGACGCCGAGCUGACGAAGAUGGCAAGAGGCCUAUGAAGAAUGAUGGUAAUGAUCAUGAUCUCCAUAUAUGGACAGAGAGAGAACGAAGGAAGAAAAUGAGGGACAUGUUUGCUAAUCUUCAUGCUAUGCUUCCUCAACUUCCUCCUAAGGCAGACAAGUCAUCCAUUGUGGAUGAAGCAGUGAGGCACAUCAAAACUCUGCAACAAACGGUUGAGAAUCUCGAGAAAAAAAAGCGACAGAGGAUUCAAUCUCUCUCUGUCUCUGUGUCACCAAUUGCGUGCGAAUCUGCUGUGACCAACCCUCAGUGGAACCCUUACGACUCAUCAUCCUUGUCAAGAGAUAAUAAUGCAUUAACUAUAACCGCCACUCAACAUGUUUCUGCUGCUGUUGCAAAUAAUUCACCGUUUUUUAAGACUUGGGCUUCACAGAAUGUGGUACUGAACAUGUGUGGAGAGGAAGCACAGUUCAGCAUAUGUGCAGAGAAGAAGCCUAGUCUCUUCACCACCAUUGCUUUUGUGCUCCAGAAGCAUAAGGUUGACGUCAUUUCUGCUAGUAUCUUGUGCAAUCAUAAUGUCAAUAGAUACAUGGUCCUUACUCAUGCAAGUAGGGCUUUACUUCAAUUUGCAGACGCAAAUACAGUGGAGGAAACUUUCAAGCGUGCAGCUGAGGAGAUUAUGAUGUGGCUCGGCUAAAGCUUUUGAUGAUUAAAGAACUUAUCUAGUUGUUGUUCUGUUUAAUUUGAAUUUUAUUUUCCCUAAAAAGUUAUGUCAUCUUAUUAGCUUUACGGCCAAACUUGGAUGGUUAGAGCAAAGAGAUGUGCAUAUAAUAUAUAACAAGUGUUUAUCUUUAUGGUUUAUUUUGUCUUGUUUUAAAUGGUUUUCGCUCUCCAAUACCAAAUUUGGUCCUGACUCCAUGGUGGAUCAUUUUACCAUAUUAUUAAUAUUAUGUAGAAUUUCAUUCUGUU
Molecule: messenger RNA, 1322 nt
Organism: Arachis ipaensis
Lineage: Eukaryota; Viridiplantae; Streptophyta; Magnoliopsida; Fabales; Fabaceae
Product: transcription factor bHLH95
Biological process (GO): endosperm development; regulation of DNA-templated transcription
Molecular function (GO): DNA-binding transcription factor activity; protein dimerization activity
Source: RefSeq, a predicted model, not a curated record